AUGGGCUGGCGCUGGUGCUGCUGCCUCGUGGCCCUGCUGCUCCUCUUGGCCUCGGCGCCGGGCAUCACCUUCUCGCUCCUGCAGUACCGCUAUGACUGCGGGGACUACGGCAUGCAGCUCCUGGCAUAUCCCACGCGAGGCCGCACCGUCCGCUUCAAGGUCCUGGAUGAGUUCGGCAGCCUCUUCGAAGUGGCCAACUGCUCCAUCUGCCUCCACUGGCUCAACACCGGGGUGGAUGGAGGGGUGAGCUUCUCCUCUGGCUAUGAGGGCUGCCACGUCCUGGUAAAGGAAGGCCGCUAUAUCCUGAGGGUGCGGAUGGAAGAAGUGCUGAUCAGCGGGGUCAUUGCAGCCUCUUACGAGGUCAACAUGACCUGCCCACAGCCGGCUGACUACUAUGUCCUCAUGGACGGGAACAUGCGUAUCGAGCAGGAAGGGAAUGACAUCCAACAGAGCCAGGAUGGUGUCCUCGCUCCCCAGCCCCAGCCUGGCGUCCUGCACCAUGUGUCCCAGUCCGCCUUAGCUCUUCCUGGGCACCAGCGGCCGCGACAAACCCAUUCGGGCCAGGCCCACUCCUUGGCUCAGCCCCAGCCGGGUCUGGUGCAUCCUGGGGUUCAGCACCAAUCCCAAUCCAGCCAGGUUCGCCCAGGAGUUCAGACCCAAUCCAGCCUGAUUCGCCCAGGGGUUCAGACCCAGUCAGGAAUAGUACGCCCAGGAGCUCAACCUCAAUCCCAACCUGGCCUAGUGCACUCGGGCGUUCAGCCCCAGCAAGAACCAGCUCGUCCUGGGGUUCAGUCCCAAUCCCAGCCAGGCCAGGCUCGGCCCCUUGCUCGGCCCCAGCCAGGUUUGCGUCCUGGCAUCCAGCCUGCAGCCCAGCCUGGCCUGCUAUACCCUGGGGUUCAGACCCAGACUGGCCUCCUUCGCCCUGGAGCACAGUCCCAGGCCCAGUCUGGCUUCAUUCGCCCUGGAACACGGCCCCAGUCCCAAUCUGGCUUCAUUCGUCCUGGAACACAGCCCCAUGCCCAACCUGGUGUUGUUCGCCCUGGCAUAUGGCCCCAGUCCCAACAAGGCCUUGUUCAAUCUGGAACACGGCCCCAGUCCCAACAAGGCCUUGUUCACUCUGGAACACGGCCCCAGUCCCAAUCUGGCUUCCUUCACCCUGGAACACAGCCACACUCCCAGCCUGGCCUAAUACACCCUGGUGUUCACACUCUGACAGGUUUAGUGCACUCUGGCAUUCAGCCCCCAAACCAACCGGGCUUGGUUCACCCCGGCCUUCAGACCCACUCCCAGACUGGUUUACUACACUCUGGUGUCCAGACCCAAACCGGACUAGCUCACGCUGGCUUUCAGUCCCACCCAAGUCACAUGCAACCAGGUGUCCAGACCCAAGCUGGACGUCCUAGCCAACACCGACCGAGUCUCGUGAGCCCUGGGCUUCACCCCCAGUCCCAACUAGGUCUAUCACAUCCUGUACUUCAGCCUCAAACCCAGCCAGGUCUAGCAAGCCCAGGAUUUCAAGCCCAGCCUGGUUUGCUGCGCCCUGGGCUUCACUCCCAGCCUGGCCUACUUCAGUCCACGGCUCUCUUCUACCCCUCCGCAGGGGCAGGUGCCCAGCUGACGCGGGAGCAGUGCCAGGUGGCCACAGGGAGGAUCCCCUGCGUGGCCCCGCAGGGCCGCGAGGGCUGCCUGCAGGCGGGCUGCUGCUACGACGACAUGGACCGUGUGGCUCCCUGUUAUUACGGCAACACAGCAACUGUCCAGUGCCUGCUGGAUGGGCACUUCAUCAUUGUGGUGCCUCGGGGCCUGUCCAUGCAGCCCUACAACCUGGACAGUGUUCGGCUGGCCAGCGACGAGGGUCACUGUGAUCCCGCCAAGGUGACGGAGUCUUUCGUGAUGUUCCGGUUCCCUGUAACUCAGUGUGGUACCACGGUCCAGGUGAUCGAAGACCGGCUGAUUUAUGAGAACCAGCUGAUCUCUACCAUCGAUGUACAGGCAGGACCACGUGGCUCCAUCACACGGGACAGCGUUUACAUCCUCCACGCUCGCUGCAUCUACAACGCCAGCGACCUCCUGCCAGUCCGUGUAGAGGUGGCAGUGCCUCCCACCGCAGAAGCCCUCACAGAGCCCGGGCCCCUGCGGCUCCAGCUGCGUGUUGCCACAGAUGACAGCUACAGCAGCUACCAUGAGGAUGGCGACUAUCCCCUCGUGAAGGUGCUGAGGGACCCCAUCUACGUCGAGGUUCGCCUCCUGCAGAAGACAGACCCCAACCUGGUCCUGGUCUUGCACCAGUGCUGGGCGUCCCCCAGCACCAGUGCUACGGCAGAACCCCAGUGGCCCAUCCUUGUGGACGGGUGUCCAUUCAUAGGGGACAACUACAGGACCCAGCUCCUACCUGUGGGUCCGGCCUCACAACAGCUGCCCUUCCCAAGCCACUAUCAACGCUUCGUUGUCUCCACGUUUACCUUUGUGGAGUCCCCCUCCAUGGCCAUGCUUGAAGGAGAGGUGUACAUUUUCUGCAGUGCCUCCGUGUGCCACCUCGCGCAGCCAGAGCCCUGCCGCCCCUCCUGCCAGCUGGGAGUGCCAUCAAGAGCCCGCCGGUCUCUGGGUGACAAGAGGACACCAGAGCCCAUGGACAAAGUCGUUUCUCAAGGACGCAUCAUCUUCCAGGAGAGCCCCAAGCUGCAGCAAGGCUGAGCUCA
Molecule: messenger RNA, 2699 nt
Organism: Tinamus guttatus (white-throated tinamou)
Lineage: Eukaryota; Metazoa; Chordata; Aves; Tinamiformes; Tinamidae
Source: RefSeq, a predicted model, not a curated record